This is a messenger RNA of Acanthopagrus latus (yellowfin seabream), 6628 nucleotides long. RefSeq names its product prostaglandin E receptor 3 (subtype EP3) (gene ptger3). Bases 288 to 1463 code for a protein of 391 amino acids. Gene Ontology annotation, cellular component: plasma membrane. Gene Ontology annotation, molecular function: prostaglandin E receptor activity. Gene Ontology annotation, biological process: negative regulation of gastric acid secretion; adenylate cyclase-activating G protein-coupled receptor signaling pathway; intestine smooth muscle contraction. The record is from RefSeq and is a predicted model, not a curated record. Lineage: Eukaryota; Metazoa; Chordata; Actinopteri; Spariformes; Sparidae. The transcript is spliced from 2 exons.
UUACUUCUACAUUUAAAGUUAAUGCAAUAAGAUCACCACAUAAACGACAAUGUUUCAACAACAAAAAAAAGAAAGAAAGAAAAACAGGCUUAUGAUUUAGUGAGUGUAUGUAAAACUACAUGCGGCCUCAGCUGGUUGCUUCCUCCGGGUAGUCCCGCCCCCUGUGCGUAAAGGACCAGGCGCGCUUUUACGCAGUGCUUUCAUUUGGAGCAAAUUGGAGCGCGAGCACAGGCAGGACACGCACACAUGGGUUUUCUACUCCAAGUUGACGAUACCUUACCGAAAGGAUGACUAUGGACGCUUUCGAUCAUCUACGGGGAUUGCAUGAAACUCUUGGAAAGAUGCCGGGCGCCAACGUCUCCAAGUCACAGCGCGAAGACAAUGAGACCAAGAAUUCAUGUGGUGGAUCUGUGUCAGUUGGUUUUCCCAUAACCAUGAUGAUCACUGGCAUGGUGGGCAACACUUUAGCUCUUAUUCUGGUAUAUAUCUCGUACAGAAAGAAGGAAAAUAAAAGGAAAAAGUCGUUUUUGCUUUGCAUUGGCUCGCUGGCGCUAACUGACCUGUUUGGACAGCUUUUGACGAGUCCCAUAGUGAUAUCAGUCUACCGAGCUGGUAUGAAGUGGCAGCACAUCGACUCGUCUGGCAAUCUGUGCGCUUUCUUCGGGGUGUGCAUGACAACCUUUGGCCUGUGCGCCCUCUUCUUGGCCAGUGCCAUGGCAAUCGAAAGGGCUAUGGCGAUAACAAACCCGCACUGGUACUCCAGUCACAUGAAGACAAGUGUGACAAAGCAGACUUUGGCUGUCAUAUGGUGUCUGGUGUUGCUGUUUGCCCUGCUGCCCAUCGCGGGGGUCGGGGAAUACAAGCAGCAGUGGCCCGGGACCUGGUGCUUCAUCAGCAUAGGGGAAAGAAAAGUCCGCGGCAAUAUGUUUUUCGCCAUCACUUUCGCCGGACUUGGGAUUUUCUCUCUGCUUGUCACGCUUUCCUGCAAUGUAGUGACGAUCCGGGGCUUGAUUAUCCGCUGCAAAACAAAGUCUGGCACGUCUCAGUCUUCAAAACAUUGGGAACGUCUCACAACGGAGACCGUCAUUCAGCUGUUAGGAAUUAUGUGCGUCCUGCUUAUAUGCUGGUCUCCUCUGCUGGUUCUGAUGGUGAACAUGAUCUACACCCAGGUUUCCUCUCAUCGGUGCAAUUUAACAGCCCCCCUCAGUCAGACCACAGGACCAGAAGACCAUUUCGACUGUAACUUUUUCCUGACGGCGAUCCGCUUGGCCUCCCUCAACCAGAUCCUGGACCCGUGGGUGUACCUGCUCUUCAGGGAGAUCCUCUUGCGCAAGUUCUGCAUCGUGGCUAACGCAGUGUCCAACUGCUCCUUAGAUGAUCGGAAGGAGACCCAGACUGCACUGGAUGCCCUUAACAAGCAGAACCAUGACGACAACAUCAUCCAUAAACCACAAAGUAGCUAGGCUUUGACAGGGAGUUCUUUCUUGUGACUUUGACGCCAGGAUGGAUGGAAUGGAUACACUAUUGUCUUGGAAUUAUUGUGGAAAAACAAGGAGAGUUGUAUCCAUGUCAUCCACAAAAGGAAUUUCUGCAGGAGGAGACAAGACAGACCUCAGCUGCACUGAUAAUAGGAGCCAGCUGAGUCUGCUUUGGGUGCAAUUGUUUUGCUGAGGCCACACUGAAAAUCACCUAACCAGCAUGUGGAUGCAUGACCUGGUCACACUAUCUACAUUUGGCUGCCAGGAACUUUCUCAUUGCUUGUUUUCACUUUUGAUAACAUCUCCCAGUCCCAAGAAUUGAAUAUGGGUGACUCUGUGGUGACUCAUAUGAAAGUGGUGCAUCUCUUGCUAAACUGAGUCAUUGCUUUCAACAACUUGAAGCCAUAAUCCAACUAAAGGACAAAUCGUUUUUGUGAAUGUUUGAAAAUUAAAAAAGAAACUGUAAACAGCUUAUGAAUAGUUUUAAAUAGCUUUUCCAUAUCUUUCAAGAAAUGUAAAAUAUUUGUUUAAGGAUUGAUAGUCAUUCAGAAGAAAAUGCAAAUCCUAAACUGGAGCCAAUUGUUGAUUGCAAGAUAUUUAUUAGUGUAUGUCGCCUAUAAGUUGAUGUAAAUUUUAUGAAAUACGAUAUGUCAUGUUCCUCGGCCAGUGGCCAGGACUAAGAAAUGUGAAGUUACUUUGCUGACACCUUUCCUCUUGAAUAUGAAUGCACUGGUAAACUUAGAUUUGUAAAUAUUUUCUCAGCAAUUUUCUUUGCAGAAUAACUUUGGAAAAGGAAUUUAUUUGUGGCAUUCAACAGAGAUAACAAAUGACAAGGUGGUCGGAUACUGCAGUUACAGGGCUGUAGCCAUCAUUGGAAAAUUCCUGCCUGUUUCACUGGAUUAAAGCUAUUAUUGUUUUGUAAUUGCACAAUGUGUAAGGACCAGUGUACUCUGAUUGAGCCAAGUCUUUUUGGAGAGAAAAAAGUAAAUAGAGAGAGGGGUGCUCUUUAGAUACGAGGCUGAUGAUAGAAUGGUGUAAAGACAUGUCCAAACUGUCCAAAACACCUUUUUAUUUGAGCUACACGAAUCAUCAUUUGGUAAUACCCAGGGCUGUGAGCGAAAUAAUUCAUGAUAAAACGAUAAAAAAUACUCCGUGAAUACAUUUUUUACCUUAGCAAAUAAGUCAAGUUUAAUUUUAGAGCACAUUUAAAAGCAACAAACGCUGACCAAAGUGCUUUACAAGAAGAUUACAUAAAACAUAGGAACUGACAAAUAAAAACACAAGAAUUAAAGUAAGAUACAUAUAGUUGAAUAGAUACAAAAUUAUAAUACGGAAAAUUACAAAAUCAAACAAAGUAUUUGAAAGCAUACAUAAAAAAACAAAUGUAAAAUAACCAAAUGAAAACACUGGAAAAUGUAAAAGUGUAGGGAGGUGGACAGAGAGUCUAUAACCACAACUGUGAUAGUUUACAAAAAGAACGAUUGCACUUAAUUUACAUUUUUUAGUUUCAUGGUAGGCGGCAACCAGAGUUAAGGUGUGAUACCGAAAUGUAGAGGCAUAUGAAAAUUGGUAUUUAAUUUGAAAAUGUCAAGAUUAUUGUCUAUAAUGGGAUAUUGUGACAGUCCUAUUAAUAACCAUCUCCACAGUCUCAUACAUCUUUACAGAUGAAUUUCAAAAAGUUGGAACUUUGGAGCAAACAAAACACAAAAAUAUCCAAAAUUAUUUUUUUUUAAAAGUUUUUUGCCUCAUUUAGAGCUGCUUGUGUGCUGUGACUUCACAAGCUGGCCUUAAAAAUGUCUACAGGGUGUUUUGUCCAUGUUUAUUAGCCACAUGAAUCCAUGCAUUAUUUUUUGUGGUGACGCGUCCAGUCAUGUUGAACAUGUCCCUCCAUCAUUUUUGUCUUUAUUGUCCAAAACCUAUCCUUGUAGCGCUGAUGCUACCUCUAAUCAGAAGUAAAUGUAAAUGUACGGUGCAAUUUACUCAGAGGUCUCAGGUGAGUGAGGUGGUUUGGUGUUGUUAUACGUUGUCAUGUGUAGCACCAUCUCACUGGUUACAUGCCGUAAAUGUAUCUAAAGAGGUCUGUCGAAGUCCUAUCUGACACGUUUGCUCUCAUGGUAACCUUCAGUGGGACAAUUUCUCACCUCGACAUCACAACUCUGCCUUCUCGAAACAUCGGCGAACAAGAUUCGAUUCACUCCGCCUUGCCUGUUCAUGCCUUUGCCUUUCGAACGUGAGGAGCUCAGUGAUAUGAGCCCAUGUGACAGAUGGUUAUUUACAGUUUCCAUGCAACAUGACUGUGAAGCCAGUCUGCCUUAGAAGGAAACAAGCAUAAUUAUACAUGAUUAUUCUGGAGCUCAUUGUACAGCGAGGUUUCCAGACUCUACUUCACUUGUGACAACACUAAUAUAUUCCUCAACAAGUAAUCUGUUUCGUAAAGAGCUACCACGCUGAUGUGAGGUGGGUUCAUUUUAAUGAACGGCGCACUAAUUGAGCUUGUGGCGCUGCAUUAUGAGCCCUCAUUCUGAGCAUAUGUUCACCUUGUGCAAGAGUUAAUAUACACUUUAAAAGUAACAUCUGGGGUUUAAUCUGCGCGUUUACAGCAAUGAUUACAUUUAUUCUCAUGUUGUAGUGGGAUUUACGAUUGAUUCAAUUCAGCUUCUACUUGAAUCUGCAUCGUGUAAUUAUCUCAGUGCUCUGUCCAGGAGACUCUGAAGCAACCUGCUCUUUUGAGAGCAAAAUAAUUCGACAGUGGAAUAUGCCCUUGGUGCUAUUCCUCUCCAAGGUCCUAUAUCCCCCCAACCCCCACAGUGGAAAAGGAAACGGCAGAAUAAUAAUUAAUUCUCUGUAAACAGACAACACCAGACAUUUCAACUGUCCUUCAUGGACCCAUAAAGCCUGCAGUGUUUACAGGAAGUGCUUUCUGUGAUUCACAGUAUACCCUCAUGAAUUAUGAAUGUUCAUUACAACCAUGGGAGCCAUGAAAGUACUCCACAUGAUGUAAUGACAGUGAUAGUUGGUAGUUGAUAGUUUGGCCUUAUUAAGAGGUGUGUCAGAGUCUAGUUGACUUUGCUCUGCAAUCAUUGCCACGUUAAGUUCAAAAUUACUCUUUAGCCUCUUUUAGAAAUGACACUCGUGCUUCAAUUGUUGGGUUUGCUCAAGUCUUUGAAUGAUGUUCAUCUGUCUAAGGAGUCGUCUCUUUCAGCAGGCACUAACAAAUGAGAGUACUGCUCCGGCUACGGAGGGAGUGUACAAUUACAUAAUGAUUUGAAACAGGCUUUAUGAGGGCCGGAGAAUCCGGUUAUGCCAGCUGGCUCCAUCUCUCUCACUCAAGUCACUAAUGUAUGGAAGUGAUUUACUGAUUGCCUCGUGAGCUGAGGAGUCACCUGAUGUCUCAUGAUCUUGAGGCAAAACACGUUUGUUUCAGCAAUGUUUAAGCAUUUUGAUAUUUAGCAUUUUACAGUUUUUCGUCCACAGUGCUGUCCUUGGAAAUCUUACAGUUGGUGCUUUCAGUAUCCCUUCGAGCACAGAAAUAGGCAUUCUUGUCUUUAUAACAUCUUUAUCACCAAACUGUUCCAAUAUCAACCUAAGCCAAGCCCAGACACAUUUUUGAGGCCCACACACUGCGUGGAAUGAUGAUGCAGAUGGCCAGAUGUCAGCAAAGAGUGAACCAAAUAAAACAGAAUUGGCCACAAAUCUGAGCCACGGUUAAUUUAUAUUCUGGUGAGCUGGAUCUGAACCAGGCUUGGGCAGAUCCGGCAAACAGAAGUGGGCCGUCGAGGUGCCGUCAUUAAACGCGGUACGUGGACUGGAUGAACAUGUCUGGCACAAAUUUGCUGUCUUUGAUGCAGAAAAACAGAAAAGCAUUCUAUUUCCUGUAAACUUCUGGUGCUGGAUAAGGUCACUCAUUGAGCCAGAAGGACACUCUGAGCUCAACCAUUGUACAUGUCUGGAUAUAUUUCCAAGAUUACUUGAAUUAUCAUAAAUCUAUUUGUGUCUAGCUGAGGUAAUUGAAUGAACCCCAUGAAACCACUGUCCCCAAGCACUCCAUAAUAACUGCUUUCUGUAAUUUGAACAACAUAUGUAGGCUGACAGAGGAUUACGGGUGCCUAUGAUUGUGAAUUGCAGCAUUGACUCUGCCAAGGACAAAUGCCAAAUCUGGCAAUUUAAAUCAAAGUGAAAACAAAUUUGUGUAUCCGCCCCGGGGAUUCAGAACCUCUCCGACAUUUAAUUCUUCCAUGGCCCACCCAGCAACCUUUUACCAUCAUCCUGCUCACAAACAAACAAACAGAACCGGUAAAUAUUAAAGGAGUAGAGAAAGUCAGCAGUUUGCCAGUGAGCAGGUGUGCUUUCUAGAAAGAACUGGAAAAGAUUUCUGAUGAAAUCACAGACUGGCCCAGCUAGUUAACAUGUGAGCAGUUCACUGAUACGUGCUGAUCUUGUGCUGCCAUUCACAGCUGCCAAGAAUAGUUUCCUCGUCAAGCGUCAGUGAUGUGAAACUGUCAUCGUAUGCAUUUUCAAAACUGAAAACCAUUGAAGGCUAGAUAAAUCAAACACCUCAGUAUCAUCAACCCAGCAGGUACAACAGGUGUCUCUGAAGUAUGUUCAAAGGGCACAUGUUGGUGUCACAUGUGCAUACAGUGGAUGGGAACAGGUUUGGCUCACCAGCCACAGCUCCUCUGAUGAAUGUAAAUGGAUAACAGAUGUCUAUCAGAUGUUCGUUCUCUUAUCUUUUUUUUCACAUAAUGCCUCCGCUUCAGAAUGUUCAACCGCAACUCUGUGCAGCUCUGUGACACAAUUCUCAGAUGAGGGCUAACUUUCACACAGCUACUGUGUCCUUAUCAGUGCUCUGUCUCUUUUCACUGUGUGUUCUCCUGAGGAAUGGUGUUAGUGUUGCAACCUUUUGGAGUUUUGCAUUUUGACGUAUCUGUCAUAGAUAGGUUCAUGUAAAAUGAAAUGAGAUAGGGUGAAAAGAAAAAUAUCUACCUACCUGUCAAAGUGUCCUUUUGGUACUUUAUGUCUUUGUCCUCUGUUUGACUUCUGUCAGUUCAACAUUGCAAUGCACUUUUUGAUUCAUUCUAUCGCAGUGCUGUUGGCUUCUGUGUUGGUGUUACGUUGUAAUUCUAUUAAAGGACAUGAACAUAAUUUUUAAA